Messenger RNA from Cornus florida, 711 nucleotides. RefSeq lists its product as uncharacterized. The coding region runs from base 1 to 711 and encodes 236 amino acids. Lineage: Eukaryota; Viridiplantae; Streptophyta; Magnoliopsida; Cornales; Cornaceae. The transcript has a single exon. Gene Ontology annotation, molecular function: nucleic acid binding; RNA-DNA hybrid ribonuclease activity. The record is from RefSeq and is a predicted model, not a curated record.
AUGAAUGUGUUGGGUAUGGUGGCCUAUUUUUGUUGGGGAAUUUGGAAGGCCAGGAAUAAAUAUGUUUUUGAUGGGGUGAAAUGGGAUGCUCGUAGAGUUGCUGUGAUGGCUUGUUCUCUGUUUUGGGAGUUUAGGAUUGCAUCCUCAUCGUCUAAUGAUUGUUUGUCUCCUAGUUUAGCGGUUACUCGCCUUUCUCCUCCUCCCUUUUCUUCUUCCCGUUGGCUGCCUCCAGGAGGAGAGGGUGUGCUUAAAUGUAAUGUGGAUGUAUCGUGUUUGGCCUCUUCUCAGGUUGGGGGUGGUGGAGCUGUUUUUCGUGAUUCUUUGGACACUAUUGUGCAGGCUGUAGUGUUUUCUCCUUUCCCUGCUGUUAGUGCAACCUUGGCUAAGGCUAUUUGUCUGCGCAAAGCUAUUAUUUGGACAGGUUCCUGUUUAGUUCCUCAACUUUGGUUUCAAUGUGAUUCUAAGGUAGUGGUUCAAGCAGUGAUUGGUGAUGCUGCUGGACCGACAGAAAUUCAUUCCCUUGUCUUAGAUAUUCUAGUGGUAGUUCAGAAGUUUUCAUUUUCUCGACUUAGCCUUGUUCGUAGAAAUGGCAAUGAAGUUGUUCACGUCAUUACAAAGCUUUCCCGAGAUUUUCUUCAUCAAGAUGUGGCUCUCGUUCAUAUCCCAAAAGAUAUUCUUGAUUUGGCAGCUAAGGAUUGUAUGUCUUGCUAG